UAUAUUUUUAUAUCAAUAGAAAUCAAAAGCAAAAUGGCCGACUGGGACGAAAUCAAGAAACUAGCGGCUGAUUUUCACCGUGUUCAGCUAACCAGUACCGCUCACAAACUCUCAGAGAGAAACUGCAUCGAGAUUGUACAGAAACUAAUCAACACGGGACUUUUGGAGGUCAUAUACACGACAGAUGGCAAAGAAUAUCUCACGCCGCAACAGCUUGAGAGAGAAAUAAAAGACGAACUUUUCGUCCACGGAGGUCGAGUGAAUCUGGUGGACCUUCAACAGAUAAUAAAUGUUGAUCUUAGCCAUGUUGACAACAAGGUCUCUGAGAUUCUUCGCCAUGACAAGAGUCUCGUCCUUAUUCAAGGAGACCUUAUUGAUAAGGAUUACCUUGAUCGAAUGGCUGAAGAAAUUAAUGAGACCCUACAAGAAGCAGGCCAAGUGUUUAUAGCUGAAUUGAGCAAGACGUUCUCUCUCCCCACUGACUUUAUGCUGGAGGUUGUGGAGUCCAGGCUUGAUAUUCAGAUCAUGGGCAAGCUUGAUCAGAUGGAUAGAAAUGUGUUGUAUACCCAUGCAUUUAUUGCACGCCAGACCGCCCGUAUGAGGGGAGUUUUGUCCGCCAUCACAAGGCCAACACAGUUUUCAAAUAUAAUCAGUAAAUAUGGGUUCCAAGAGAAGCUGUUUUAUUCUGUGAUAGGAGAUCUGCUCUCCAGUAAACGCAUCAUGGGGAGCACCCAAGGGCGGCAGGAUAAGAUCAGCUUUGUCCCGGAUGUUUAUACGCAGGCCCAGAACAACUGGGUGGAUGACUUCUUCAAGCAAAAUGGUUAUGUAGAAUAUGACGCCCUCACCAGGUUAGGAAUCACGGAUGGCAAACAGUUCCUCAAGCGACGUUACCAUGGAAACGAGAUCUUCUUGCCAACAUGUUGCGUCGGGGAGAGAGUUCUAGACCAAGCAGAUGCGGCUAUAGAUGACGCGCUAUCCUCAGGGACCUGGGUUGAUAUCAUGCCCCAUUUGCCAACACCCUUCACACCCGACGACGCGGAGCAGCUGCUGCAGCAUUGCCUGAAGACUCCAGGGCGCUCUACUGCGCAUGUGUACUGCUCCAGUAUUGUGGCCAGUGACAAGUUUGUUGAGGCAUGCAAGGCGCCCUUUGAAACGCGCAUGCAUGCCAAAGCCAAAAAGGACGCUGCAGAAUCCCCUGCACUUUUCGCAGAAUUGUCCAAGAAAGAUCUCGCUAGCCUGAAAGGCGGAGGAGGUGGUGCAGACAGACGCGAAGCCCGGAAAGAGGAUCGCAGGAAAACGGCGAGCUCGGGAGGCAAGGGGGGAGGCUCUGUUGGCGGGCGUGGCGGCCGUGAAACGAAAACUAAAAAGGUGAAAAAGAAGGAUUUCCGUAACAGGAAUGACGAGGAUGAUACUAACGAGGCGGACUCUCGUUCCAAUCCUGACGAGCUGCAGUUCAUGACGACAGAGGAGAUAGCCGAAGUGCUCAGGAAAGACCGUCCAGAUAUUGAUGACGACUUUUUAGAGGAGCUUGCGCAAGAAAUGCACAGGCCGCUGACCAGAGCAUACCAGCAGGUAGCUCGUGCUGUGCUCCAGUCCUCCGGUGACAAGAAGAGAAAGAGUCACGCCGAGAUCCAAGAAAAAGUCAACGCCCUGUGGUCUAACGCGAAGCUCUUCGACAAGUCUAUCAACUUAUUUCCUGAGGAUGUUCAAGUCCACCUAUCCCGCCAUCUCCUGCGCACAGUGUGCACAGACAUCACAAAUCUGAUGGUUAACAUGUUAGCCGCUGACCACAUGCUUGCCGUCACCGACGAGACUACAAUCACGCCAGAGACGCGACUGAAAAUAAUCAAGAAAAUGCCAGAGGAAAUCAAGGCCCCCUUGACAAAGCUCAACUCAUCUCUCACUGCUAAGGAAACUGAAGAGUUUUUCGCUCAGUUUGACCUGGUAGCUGGGCAAGGAUUAUGCGAACUGAUGAUCAAAAAGCUUGACAAGAAGAAGGAGAGACAAAUUUCGAUUGAGCGGAGAGCGGCCUUGCAGGAGCAGUUACGUCACGAAGAUGAGCCCGCAAUGACGUUACAUUUAGCGGUCAGCUUACUCUUCCAGCACUUCACAUCCAGCCUGCUUCACGCGCCCGGUCGAUGUGUCCCACAAAUCAUUGCUCUCCUAGCUGAACAUGUGACACCAGAGCAGCACGAAAUCCUCCUUCGGUGCCAGUCACUCGUGGUAAAGCAACUGACGCGGUCAGGAUCGGACGAGGUCGAGGAGGAGGCUGGUGACGAGCAUGAGAACGAGGCUGGGGUUGAGAAAAGUACUGCGGUACUGCUGGAGGAAGGUAUGCGGGAGAUCAAGAAGAUGGUCCUGGAACUCAAGAAGGACAAUUCCAAGAAUGAAUCGUGACUAGUUCCUGGAACUCAAGAAUGACAAUUCCAAGAAUGAAUCGUGACUGUUAAAUAGUCAUUUUAAAUAAUUCACUAAGCAUAGAAUAUAAAAAAAAACAAAUAAAAAUAUCCAAAGGGCAA
This is a messenger RNA of Nematostella vectensis (starlet sea anemone), 2519 nucleotides long. Its product is annotated as E3 UFM1-protein ligase 1 homolog. Gene Ontology annotation, cellular component: endoplasmic reticulum membrane. Gene Ontology annotation, biological process: protein K69-linked ufmylation; response to endoplasmic reticulum stress; regulation of proteasomal ubiquitin-dependent protein catabolic process. Bases 34 to 2397 code for a protein of 787 amino acids. Lineage: Eukaryota; Metazoa; Cnidaria; Anthozoa; Actiniaria; Edwardsiidae. The record is from RefSeq and is a predicted model, not a curated record. Gene Ontology annotation, molecular function: UFM1 ligase activity. The transcript is spliced from 17 exons.